This is a messenger RNA of Cornus florida, 1938 nucleotides long. RefSeq lists its product as uncharacterized. Bases 163 to 1725 code for a protein of 520 amino acids. The transcript has 7 exons. The record is from RefSeq and is a predicted model, not a curated record. Gene Ontology annotation, molecular function: protein binding. Gene Ontology annotation, biological process: RNA processing. NCBI's taxonomy places the organism in Eukaryota, Viridiplantae, Streptophyta, Magnoliopsida, Cornales, Cornaceae.
AAAGAAAAUUCAAACAAAUGCAUACACAUGCGUUACGUUUCAGAGAAGAAAAUUCAAACAAAAGCACGCACAUUUAUGGCUUUUAUCGAAACACAAAACGGUACGCAUUGCACAUAAAAAGGUCAAAGCUUUACAAUCUCAACCAAGAAAUCUAGAUCACAGAUGCUACUCAGAAGCUCAUCAUCUCCAGUUCUUCACACAAGCUUCUCAGACAGUCCAAACAGAGACUUUGACACCACCACCACCAAAGUUUCAUUCAUUCAAGCUGCUCACCAUCAGCACCAUCUCAAUUUGAGCUCAUUUUCUUGCAACCACUCAUCACCGAAAUCUAAAUCUCCCUCUGGGAUCAAUUAUUUCGAUCCAAAACCCAAUAAUCUUCGUCGCAACGCCUUUCGUAGAGCCCUGUCUGAGGGCAAUUUAGAAGGGCUAGGCUCGACUUCUUCUGAUUUGGAGGGAUUCUGUGGUGAUUCAAUUAAGUCAACAAGAUUCUGUCAUAAACUCCAUAAAACAAUGUUGUAUUCACCUCCGUCGUUUUCGAUAUUCAAUACAGAAGAUGGGAAUGAAGAAGAAGCAAAGGAGUUGGGGAGAGAAGAUUUGGUGAGGUCUGUGACAAUUGGAGACAGCAUUGAAGCUAUGGGUAGUGAUGAAUUCUGUUUUGGGAAGAAAGCUAUGAGCUUGAUUCAGGAGGAUGCUGAAGAAGAAGAGGAUUUGCCGAGUGGAUUUCGGAAUUUGCGUAUUGAAAGAAAAGAAGAGGAGGAAACUAAUCAGCCACUUAGUCCUCUUAUGUAUCUUGCUACAGGUUUUGGGAUUGAUGACGGCGGUGGCGGUGAUUUCACUCAGGCAGGUCUGGAUGAGACCGGCAAUGUUGAGGAGUAUUAUAAGAGGAUGGUUGGUGAAAAUCCUUGCAACCCUUUGUUUCUAAGGAACUAUGCUCAGCUUUUGCGGUCCAAGGGAGAUCUUCUUGGAGCCGAGGACUACUAUUUCCGUGCUACGCUAGCAGAUCCUGAAGAUGGUGAAAUCUUGCAGCAAUAUGCUGCAUUGGUGUGGGAUCUGCAUCAUGACCAAGAGAGAGCCUUGAUUUACUUUAAACGCGCAGCUCAAGCUGCUCCUGAUGAUACCCAUGUUCUUGCAGCAUACGCUAGAUUUCUCUGGGAGAUAGAGGACGACGAGGAAGAAGAUUUUUCACAGAAUGAUAAUACUCAGAAUGUAAAGCAUGAAGAUCUGGUUGAAAUUCAGAACUCGGAUUCUAAAGAACAAAAGGAGGGAAUUAGCUCACCUUUGCAUCAGGCAGUACGGGGUGUUGGCUUCACAACAACAGUUCCAGACGAGGAUGAAAACAUGGAGGAAUAUUAUAAGAGGAUGGUUCACGAAGAGCCUUGCAACCCUUUGUUUUUGAGAAACUAUGCCCAGUUCCUCCAUCAGUCCAAGGGAGACCUUCGGGGAGCUGAGGAAUACUACUCACGUGCAAUAUUAGCUGAUCCGGGAGACGGUGAAAUAAUUUCACAAUAUGCAAAAUUGGUGUGGGAACUUCAUCAUGACCGAGACAAAGCGACUUGUUAUUUUGAGCGAGCAGUUCAAGCUACUCCAGGAGAUUGCUAUGUUCUUGCGGCAUAUGCUAGCUUUCUCUGGGAGACGGAGGAAGAUGAGGAGGAGUAUAGUGCACGGGAAGAUAACAAUCAGGUUUCACUUUUUCAAGCGGGAGCAGUGACUUCUGCAAAUGCUUGAACUCUACAGCAGUAUUCCAAGUGCUAAUAUGCUGACAGAUGCUAAAACCUUCAUUAUUACCAUGUUAAAAAAAAAAAACUCAGUGACCACAUCGAUCAAAGGAUAGAGUCUUACACUAUUUCCAGGUCAUCCAUUUAGUCUAAUUCUGGAUUUCCUGAAUAAAGUUGUAUGUGACUAGAAAUGAAUGGAAUAAAAAUUUCUCAUUUUUCUGAA